CUUUGGAUUCUGGGAGCACAAACACACACAUCAGCCAUUUUCAGUCUGCUGUGGUCAUCCUCCCUCGCUCCAGCUCAGAGAUCCGCCGACUGUCGCGCUGAAAGGGACGAGAAGGAUGGACGAGGCGAAAGCGGGCGAUCGCGCGCACGGGCGUUUGUUCUGAGACCAAAAAAAGAAGCGCAGCGCCGACGCGCCGCCGGGGAUUCGACCGACAUCGUUUCACUGGAGCGGCUCUGGGAUCCCGGACGGGUCUGAAUCCGCAACGUCGCGUUGUUUUUUUCACGCUCGGGUCGAAGAGAAGCCCGGCGCGAGCGGAUUAUUAAAGCGAGCGGCGUGCCCCGCGGGUGAUGUCCACCAUGGUGUACCCUCGAGAAGAGGCGCUGGAGCGUCUGACGCAGGACGAGAUCGUGCUCAACACCAAAGCGGUGAUGCAGGGCUUGGAGACUCUGCGAGGGGAACACGCUCAGCUCCUCAACUCCAUCCUGGACUGCGCUCAGCCGCCCGUCGCUCAGGAGAAAUCCAGCCUGCUCCGCAAGAGCCUGGAGGACAUCGAGCUGGGGCUGGGAGAGGCGCAGGUGAUCAUCGCCCUGUCGGGUCACCUGAGCGCGGUGGAGUCGGAGAAGCAGAAGCUGCGAGCUCAGGUGCGUCGCCUCUGUCAGGAGAACCAGUGGCUGCGGGACGAGCUGGCCGGCACCCAGCACAAGCUGCAGAAGAGCGAGCAGAGCGUCGCACAGCUGGAGGAGGAGAAGAAACACCUGGAGUUCAUGAACCAGAUCCGCAAGCUGGAUGAAGACGCCUCGCCCUCCGAGGAGAAGGCCGGGGAGAAGGAGAAGGACAACCUGGACGACCUGUUUCCAAACGACGACGACCAGGGACCAGCUCAGCCCAGCGGUGAAGCGGCGGCGCAGCAGGGAGGUUAUGAGAUCCCGGCCCGUCUGAGAACGCUUCAUAACCUGGUGAUCCAGUACGCCUCUCAGGGCCGCUACGAGGUGGCCGUGCCGCUCUGCAAGCAGGCUCUGGAGGACCUGGAGAAAACCUCCGGACACGACCACCCAGACGUGGCCACCAUGCUCAACAUCCUCGCCCUGGUCUACAGGGAUCAGAACAAGUACAAAGAGGCGGCUCACCUGCUGAACGACGCUCUGGCCAUCAGAGAGAAGACUCUGGGGAAAGAUCACCCCGCCGUGGCCGCGACCCUCAACAACCUGGCCGUGCUGUACGGCAAGCGAGGGAAACACAAGGAGGCCGAACCGCUCUGCAAGAGAGCGCUGGAGAUCCGGGAGAAGGUUCUGGGUAAGUUCCACCCCGACGUGGCGAAGCAGCUCAAUAAUCUGGCCCUGCUCUGUCAGAAUCAGGGCAAGUAUGAGGAAGUGGAGUAUUAUUACCGCAGGGCGCUCGAGAUCUACGAGAACAAGCUGGGCGCAGACGACCCUAAUGUGGCCAAGACCAAAAACAACCUGGCCACGUGUUACCUGAAACAGGGCAAGUUCAAAGACGCAGAGACGCUUUACAAGGAGAUCCUGACCCGCGCACAUGAGAAGGAGUUCGGAUCUGUCAACAAUGAUAACAAACCAAUCUGGAUGCAUGCAGAGGAAAGAGAAGAAAGCAAGGGUAAGAGGAAGGACUCGGGUCCGUACGGCGAAUACGGCAGCUGGUACAAAGCCUGUAAAGUGGACAGCCCCACUGUUAACACCACGCUGAAGAGCCUGGGGGCUCUGUACCGCCGCCAGGGCAAGCUGGAGGCCGCCGAGACGCUAGAGGAAUGUGCCACGAAAAACCGCAAACAGGGCAUCGAUGCCAUCAAUCAGAGUAAGGUGGUGGAGCUGCUGAAGGAUGGAGGCUGCGCUGGAGGAGACCGCCGUCAGAGUCGGGAUGGGGCGAACGGCCCCGGAGGGCCCCGGGGGGACUGUGACGGAGACGAGGCCGAGUGGAGCGGGGACGGCAGCGGCGGCCUGCGGAGGAGCGGCUCGUUCGGGAAGAUCCGUGAAGCGCUGCGGCGCAGCAGUGAGAUGCUGGUGAAGAAGCUGCAGGGCAGCGGCCCUCAGGAGCCACGCAACCCCGGGAUGAAGAGGGCGAGCUCCUUAAAUUUCCUCAACAAGAGCGCAGAAGAAACCUCACAGGAGUCUAACAGCGGUCUGUCAGAGUCCAGAGGACUGAGCGCUAGCAAUGUGGACCUGACCAGACGCAGCUCUCUGAUCAGUUAGAAAAGACGUCUGGAGGCGGAAGAGGAGCCGAACGGAGAGGCUGUUUGCUACCUACUUGAAUCGAAAAUGUCAUUAAACGAUCCUCAUCCCAAACGAUUUCCUAAGAAAAAGAUCUUAAAAGCAAAAACAUGUCUUUUUAGUUUCACAUCGCUUGCGAAAUUCCGGGCUUCAUCUCUCCGCUUCGCCCGAUCAAACGCAACGUAGCACGCUAACACAUCGUGAAAUGACAUCGUAGCAUGGCGUCAAAAUCGCGUAGUUUAGCAUACAACGACCGAGUUAUCGAUGCGUACGUUUGCCAUUUAGAAAACAUUAAAGUUCGUGUAUAUAUCGUAGAUGCACAGACGCUGCGAACGCUAACGACUUCCACGACCUCACCGAGUCGAAACGGUGCGACGAAACUACUGCGAAUGCACUCACGAGAAAUACGAGCGUUAGCGAAGGAGUCGAAAUUCGAGAGCGCCGACCGGUACGACCUCACGUUCGCCUUUCUGAGUUUGAUGUAUAUAAUGAUUUAAAUUAUUUAAGGUCUUUUCGUUUCACAAGUGUUUGGUUUACACCGUAGCCGGGGGUCUGUCCCGGAGUGACUGGGAAUCGCGUUAAACGGUACGAUGAAGGAUUUCCGCUUUUUACGAUUUAAAGCCGAUUCGAGGUAGAGCUCUUAUUUAUUAGCGAAUCUAGAUUCGAGGUCAUUUUUAUCUCAUUGCAAGUCAAGCUCGAGCUCUGUCAAAAAAAUAAAAUAAUAAAUCGGAUGAGUCGGUGGAAAAACCAAAACCUAUAUAACUGGAAUUUUCCAUCAAUACAAAAUGUGACGUGUUUUUCAUUUUACGAUUUUUUUUUCAGCCGUUAGAAUAUAAAGAUGUGGCUAAAGCAGACACAUCCUAUUGUUUUUCUUUUAUCUUUUCAUGUUGCAUACAGAUGUCUUGGUGUACUUGUAUGUGAACGUUUUUCUUGAACGAUGAAUGUGUUUGAUUUUGGGUUUAUUUGAAUGAUUUUUGUUUUUCUUACGAUCGUCGGAAGCGAGUGCAGACAAAGCUAGCUUCGGGAACCAGCCACACAAAGGGGCGAAUCUCAUAAAUCGGUCAUAUUUCACCUCAAAUCAUAUGCAGUCACAUUUUCAAAAAAAGAAAACGUUGUUGCUUGUAGUGUUGCAUUACUUUCAUUAGUUAAGCACAUUUUUUCCUCUGAUUUCUAAUUACUAAAACGGUAUAUAUGCCCCUCUCGAUAUUGCUAUACGUUAAAAUCCCAAAAAUAAAGAGCACGACAAGUUAAAAUUAAUAAUUCGUCAUUGAAAUGUAAUUUAUUUGACAUUGUGCAGUAAUUUGGUACGUUACAGUAUUACACUGUUGACAGUUUAGGGGUUUAAAUUAGUUUAAUUAAUGUCACGAGGCUAAACGUUUCCAUAAAAUACUCUUAAUUCUAUAGAAUUCUCCAACUUCGCAAUCGUCGGUUUUGCGGUGAAAUAUGACGAGCUUGUUCGUUUGUGGGAUUUUCUCAAACGGAAUGUAUCGCGAAAAUGUGUUCAACGCUGAUGAUUACGUUUCGUUAAGAUGAACAAAAAGAAUUGCUCUAGAAAGUGCUGAAGCGAAGACAGAAAAAGGUUUUAAAAGUCGCAAUCGGGGCGAUAUUUACGAAUGUCACUAUUGAUUGUAAAAUACAGAUUUUGACUCACGACCACACACACACACACACACACACACACACACACACACACUUGUGUAUCCUCAUGCUAGCACAGACAGGUGUGUAGUUUGUAAUAAUGCUGUGUUUACAUCUCACUUAUGAAUGUGACCCACCUCUGGCCGUUUUGUUCGUCGUGUUUUCUGAUGAUUUGUGAUGCCUUCCUCUCGCCACACGACCGUUAUAAACGGCGGUUAGACUGCGCCGCCCUUCCGCACUGAUCUCAGAACAGCGCCCCCUGUCCCGCUCUGAAAGCGUAGCGCCGGUAGCGUCCCGGAGCGGCGGUGAAGAGACGCGUCUAGCCGCUCUGCAGAAUGUAGUCCUUUUCCUCGGAGAUGCGUUUCACCUGUGAACGGGGCCAACCUCCUGUACGUUUUAACAAAAGGUUCGGAAUAAACUCUGCUUUUCAAACCAAA
Puntigrus tetrazona (Sumatra barb) is the source of this 4297-nucleotide messenger RNA. Its product is annotated as kinesin light chain 2-like. Gene Ontology annotation, molecular function: kinesin binding. The transcript is spliced from 14 exons. The record is from RefSeq and is a predicted model, not a curated record. Gene Ontology annotation, cellular component: kinesin complex; membrane-bounded organelle; cytoplasm. Gene Ontology annotation, biological process: microtubule-based movement. Bases 348 to 2204 code for a protein of 618 amino acids. NCBI's taxonomy places the organism in Eukaryota, Metazoa, Chordata, Actinopteri, Cypriniformes, Cyprinidae.